AUGACUGUCGACGCCAGCACAACUUGGCCAACAUCCACCUUGAUCAGCACGUCGAGAAAGUCGGCGCUAGGCAGCGUGCGAGUCGUCUGGGUCUCAUCCAUGAUCGGGUUGGCCACGCCCAAAGGAGGUGUGGUCUGGCACAAGCACGACAAUCAACCAACGUUGCUGGAGAACACACUUGACAAUUACAUGCAGUCCAAGUCGGGCAUGGUGUUCCUCGCCUACCAAGAUGUCAAGCGCCUUGGUUCGGAGGGUAUCACCUGCGUGCCUGCGUAUCCUGGUAUACUGAAAACAUAUCUACAGAAGAAUUUCCCCCCAGUUUUUCAAAAUGUCAUCGGUGUGAUAUCCAAGGGCGUUGAGGCAGGCGCGCACACCGAGAUCUUUGCUGGGCUUUCGCCUGAGAUCGGGCUGAAGCACAACGGCCGCUUCAUCAUCCCUUGGGGAAGACUUGGCCUUAUUCCCAAUCACAUUGCGGUCGAGGAGGUCCACGGUGCCACGGAGAUCUUCGCGUUUGGAGACCAUCUCGACCUCCCCGUAUUCCAGCUGGCCCCCGGGGAGGUCCUUACCCAAGAACAGCGCCGCAAACGCCCCAAGAUAGACGAACGAGCAUACAUUGUCUCGUCAAAAACCCUCACCACUUGGUUUCCUGCCUGGGCGCAGGCCGUCACUCAAGCUUCCGCUGUGAAGCCGCAAGGCGCGCUGGGCGUCGUACACCUUCCAAUCGCCAACCACGAGAAAUUCAAGUUCUUACUUGAUGUCGACUCUGGCUUGGAUGACCUGGACAAGCCUGAUCACACCCAUUUAUUAAUUUGGCUUGCGAGGCAUUGUCAACAGCACAAUCUACAGGAACUGCUCCAGACGAAAAUGGACAGGAGGAAAAUGAUCAUAUCACAGGAGGUCUUUCACUCGUCUCACUGUCUCAACGAGUGGGAAUAUCUUGCCGUUGCCUGUUUCCUUGGCUUCUCAAUAACAUUUCGACAGGCAGCAUAUCGACUGAGCUACUGCAUCUCAGGUGCUGAGAUGCCAAAGAUCAGCGCAGACGCAGAGGAGCUUUUGCCCACGGACAUUAUCGAUCAUACGCUCUUCUGUCGAAGCGCAUACAUCGCGUUUGUAGCCUCUCACUUCUAUACUGCCCGAGAUCGGGCCCGUGCCGGCAGUUCCACAGCUACCCCCGACAAGGUCAGCCAAGGCGUUUGCGUGCACGAUCUUGGCUUCUGCAACCGUUCACACCAGCGCAACAUCGACAAAUGGCUGGAGGAUGUCCAUCUACCCAAGUCCCUUGCCAAUGUCUUUGACACUCUCCAAGCCACUCUAUCCCCAUGCAACAGUUUCGCUCACUACAGGAUCGGUGAGGCUGGAUUGUGUCAUGAUUGCAAAGAAGCUGCCAUCACACGUCGUCUAUUCCGCAGGUUGGAGGGUUCUGCACAAGAACCACAAGAGUCACUGAUCAUGUACCUCACGAUGAACGACAGCCCAAGGGUUAUGUCUGUGAAGGCACAUGCCCAAAUUGCCAGCGUAGCCGAUGCAAGAGCAUCUCGCCUUGAGGCUAAGAAGUAG
Messenger RNA from Neoarthrinium moseri, 1557 nucleotides. RefSeq lists its product as uncharacterized. The transcript has 5 exons. NCBI's taxonomy places the organism in Eukaryota, Fungi, Ascomycota, Sordariomycetes, Amphisphaeriales, Apiosporaceae. The record is from RefSeq and is a predicted model, not a curated record. The coding region runs from base 1 to 1557 and encodes 518 amino acids.